This is a messenger RNA of Molossus molossus (Pallas's mastiff bat), 1450 nucleotides long. RefSeq names its product transmembrane protein 199 (gene VMA12). The record is from RefSeq and is a predicted model, not a curated record. Bases 25 to 651 code for a protein of 208 amino acids. Gene Ontology annotation, biological process: vacuolar proton-transporting V-type ATPase complex assembly. Lineage: Eukaryota; Metazoa; Chordata; Mammalia; Chiroptera; Molossidae. The transcript is spliced from 6 exons. Gene Ontology annotation, cellular component: endomembrane system.
ACCUGACCGUAGAGCGGGCUAGAAAUGGCGUCUUACUUGGUUGCUGGUGAGCGCCUGGUGCGCGCUUUGGCCCCUGGCGGGGAGCUGGAGCAAGAGCAGCUGCCACGGAAGCUGCGGGCAGAGCUUGAGGCCGCGUUGCAGAAGAAGCACAAGGGCGGUGAUCACCCCAGUGGUCCCGCACGCCUGGUUUCCUUCCGCCUGAUCCGGGAUCUGCACCAGUACCUGAGAGAAAGGGAAUCCACACUGUACCUUCAUGAGCUCCUGGAAGGCAGUGAAAUCUAUCUCCCAGAGGUGGUGAAGCCUCCUAGGAACCCAGAGCUAGUUGCCCGUCUGGAGAAAAUUAAGAUACAGCUGGCCAAUGAGGAAUAUAAGCGGAUCACCCGUAAUGUCACCUGUCAGGAUUCAAGGCAUGGUGGGAUUCUAAGUGAUCUGGGCAAAGAAGUGAGGUCAGUGAAGGCUCUAGUCAUCACCAUCUUCAACUUCAUUGUCACGGUGGCAGCUGCCUUUGUCUGCACUUACCUUGGAAGUCAGUAUGUUUUCACAGAAAUGGCCUCGCGGAUACUGGCUGCAUUGAUCGUCGCCUCUGUGGUGGGUCUGGCCGAGCUGUAUGUCAUGGUGCGGGUGAUGGAAGGCGAGUUGGGAGAGAUAUAACUGGUGCUUCAUCAUCAAAGUCUGGAGAUGAUUUGGAAGGGCCCCAGGCUCCCAGCUGUCAAUCACUGACUCUCAGUCAACCCAUCAGGUUCUCUGUACUCAGCUCUGGUUAUGGGCCAUGCUAAGGCUACCUGCUGUUUCUGUGGGGAGUCCCAUCCUCUGUCAGUUGCCGGAGGAGACUCGGACAACAACUGAAAAGAACUGGUCUGACUACCUUCUCCUGAUGCUGAUGCCUAUCUGCCUUCUCCAGUGCAUUCUGGGCACUGCUGUUGCUGGUUUGUCUCUCAGGAGUAAAUAGAAUCCAGGUCUUCCCAGGAGUAGACCAAACUGUCUGAACUUGCCCAAGGGCACAAGUCAGUUGUCAUCCUUGCUCCACAUAUCUUGAUGCUGAGCUGUAACUUAGUUCUGAAGCCUCUAAGAAAGCAGAAAGGAUUCCCUUUCUUCAGGUUAUGUUGGAAGAGGAACUGAUCAGAGGACAUCAAAUCAGAGGAAGAGGAAGACGGGUUGGUACAAAAUUGGAAAUAACACAACUACCUUUUUGGAAUUUUAGUUUUCAUCUUCAUCUUCUUCUGCUUGCCUUUUUCAGGUUUCCUAUAUGCUUCUGCCUGUCUCUACCACCCACCAGCCCUCCUUGAACAUCCCACCUUCUCAUUACACUUUGCUCUGCCUCCAAAAAUGAAAACAGUUCAGGUGGCAAAACAGUGUAUCUGCUUUUCUUAAUGUAUUUUUAUUGCUUUUUAGAGAGAGGGGAAGGGAGAGAGAGAGAGAAACAUCAAUGAGAGAAACAUCAAUCGGCUUC